Messenger RNA from Syzygium oleosum, 1346 nucleotides. RefSeq lists its product as uncharacterized. NCBI's taxonomy places the organism in Eukaryota, Viridiplantae, Streptophyta, Magnoliopsida, Myrtales, Myrtaceae. The record is from RefSeq and is a predicted model, not a curated record. Gene Ontology annotation, biological process: mRNA catabolic process; negative regulation of translation. Bases 102 to 1121 code for a protein of 339 amino acids. The transcript is spliced from 11 exons. Gene Ontology annotation, cellular component: P-body; CCR4-NOT core complex; CCR4-NOT complex.
AUGAAGACUUCACUUGGGCGCUUUGCUCUGUUUCUUUCCCGCGGAAACUCUUUUUGAACUUCCGCUCUUCCCCUUUCCUUCCUCCUGGCCAAGCUCUGGCCAUGGCGGUCCAAGAAGAAGAUCAUCCGUGCAUUCACGAUUUGCCCGACGAGCCUUGGGACUGGGAAGAGAUAUCUCUCCAUCUCCUUCUCCACUCCAACAUCGAUCAAGAGCUGGGGAGCGAGAAAUCGCCUUGGGGAAGGAGGAAGCACAGGCUGCGCUGGUUGGGGAAGCCGAGAGCGAUUCCCCAGUUGAUUCUCAAGCUUCAGGACCCCAGAUUCAGAGAAUCUGCUCUGCACUUGCUCAGUUCUUUCCUUUUCCAGAAGAGGGAAGAGGACCCAGAGAAUUAUUACAGAGCGGGGUUUCUUUUGUUCCAUUCUUGCGGUACCAUGGCCAUCUUGAUACAGGAGGUGCUCUUGAUCUACAGGAUGAUGGCCGAUGGAAGUCUAAAUGAGAGAGCAUGCAUGCGCCUUAUCAAUGUCAUUAUUCUAUUCCAGUGCAUUGCAGCUAAUAGAGAAACUCGGCAAAAGCUCAUGAACUCCUGCCUUGUUAACUUCUUGGUACCCUUAGUACUGUUCGCAUCCACACUGGAGGUGUAUGACAAUGUGAGAGCUGUUGCCUUGUCAGUGUUUGGCAUUUUAUGCCAGGCAAGAGAAUCCAGUGCUGUCCAGUGGGCUAUUGAAAAUGAGGUGGUGGAAGUAUGCUUGAUUAGCAUGGACACUGGAAACGAACUCACAAAAGUGAUUGGACUGCACAUUGUUGAAUCAAUACUUCGGGUUGCUUUUGGAAUAUCAUACAUAUUCAGUCCUGCAGCUGAUCAUCUGCUGAAUAGACUGAUGAGAACAUGGGAUAAUUUGGUAAAUCAGAUAGCUGUUGUGCACAACUUCUCUCCUCGAAUCCUCUUUCAUACCAUCCGGUGCUACACUCUCUUAUGUCACGAUGAAAGGGGACAUAAUCUUGUGAAGCAGUCGCUCCCUAAAUCCUUCGUCAAUGGCACUUUUCAUGAAAGGCUGAAGGAGUUUCCCGUAAUUCAUAGAUUGCUUUCCCAACUACUACUGAUUGCCGGUAUAAAUGACUCAUGAGCAGCUCCUUCAGUUCACGAGAUCUCAUCAUUCAGAAAAGAAUCAGGACUAAUGGUGUCUCGGUGUUUCCCGAAGCUGCUGCAUUUCGGGGUUCGGGUGUUAUAUUGCGUAAUAUAGAAAACCAGUUCCUCGGAUUAUUACUUCGGAGAGAGAAAUUACCAGAUGUUAACCCAAAUCUUUUGUUGCGUGUACAAAAAUCCUCUGUAAAUUGCAUCUUUGCUUGAA